AUGGAUGACGACGAGCCAGUAGACCCCUUGACGGGAAUCCGUGCAACCUGCGGAGAGACCACGGCUUGCUCGGCGACGAUGAGCGAGUACAAGGCGUGUGUUGAACGGGUCACCAGCAAGGGCUUCGGCACGUGCGAGCCAUGGUUCUUCGACUACAUAUCCUGUGUCGACAAAUGCGCCGCUCCCAAGAUCAUGAAAGCCACGAAGUGAUUGGACGCUCCGUGGCCCCUAGGCUUCGAGGGAGCAAGCAGCAGGCCUCCUCAGCACUACAAUACUUACGCGAGCCGCGCGGCGGCGCGCGCGGGGGGGGGUACUCGGUUCCAGGGUGGCGGGGUUUAGUUGGGCUAGUCGGCGUGUGUUGGUUUCCUGAAUGGGCACACGCUGGGUAUAGUUUGUAGCAUGCGGGAGCCACGGCAGUCGUUCGGCUGAUGGCGGGGGGGGGGAGGGGAAGGGCUGCAGUUGAGGAUCAUCAACCAUUUGUUUUGCCCCGUGACCCGGCACCCUGCGGGACAAUGGGAUGAGAUGUGGUAUGGUUCUUUUUUCUGGAGCGCGGGAGAGAAAAAGAUGAUAGGGCGGGUUUUAAAAAGGGGCACCCGCCAGCGUGGGGGACGCCCGCGAAACAGAGGGCAAGAGUUUGUUUGA
This is a messenger RNA of Ectocarpus siliculosus, 642 nucleotides long. NCBI's taxonomy places the organism in Eukaryota, Phaeophyceae, Ectocarpales, Ectocarpaceae. The record is from the annotation of a GenBank genome assembly.